AUGGCCAGAGGGGAAGGCCAUGGCCCAACGGCCCGGGGAGAGACCAUGGCUCAAUUUCCAGAAUGGAAGACCAUGACCCGAUUGCCGGAGGGGAAGAUCAUGGCCCAAUGGCCAGAGGGGAAGGCCAUGGCCCAAUGGCACGAGGGAGAGACCAUGGCCCAAUUUCCAGAGGGGAAGGCCAUGGCCCAAUGGCCCGAGCAAGAGACCAUGGCCCAAUUUCCAGAGGGGAAGACCAUGACCCGAUUGCCAGAGGGGGAGGCCAUGGCCCGAUUACCAGAGGGGGAGGCCAUGACCCGAUUGCCAGCGGGGGAGGCCAUGACCCGAUUGCCAGAGGGGGAGACCAUUGCCCAAUGGCCCGAGGGAGAGACCAUGGCCCGAUUGCUAGAGGGGGAGACCAUGACCCAAUGGCUAGAGGGGGAGACCAUGACCCAAUGGCUAGAGGGGGAGACCAUGACCCAAUGGCUAGAGGGGGAGGCCAUGACCCAAUGGCUAGAGGGGGAGACCAUGACCCAAUGGCUACUGACCAGAAUAAUGAUAUAA
Lottia gigantea (owl limpet) is the source of this 540-nucleotide messenger RNA. RefSeq lists its product as hypothetical. The transcript has a single exon. Lineage: Eukaryota; Metazoa; Mollusca; Gastropoda; Lottiidae. The record is from RefSeq and is a predicted model, not a curated record. Bases 1 to 540 code for a protein of 179 amino acids.